AUGACUUCAAACGAGGACGUAUUAUUCCAGACAGACGCGUUCUCCCCUUCAGAUUACAUUCGAGAUCGUCUAAAAGGAGUGAAAAUCGGCGAUGAGACGCGCAAACUUCGACAGUUGCGUUCUGAAAUGAGCGCGCUGAAUCAUGCGUCGCAGGAGACUCUGAAAAAUAAUGUAUUCCGGAAUUAUCAGCAAUUUAUAGAUGCCUCCAAAGAAAUUUCUCAUUUGGAGCGAGAAAUCUACCAGCUGACACAUUCCCUAAUAGAGCAAAAGCAGGUGAUCGAGAAUCUUCUACUGAUGACUGACGAUGAUAAAAACUCGAUUCACACUGUCUCCUCUCAUUCUACAACGACUUCCAACACGAAUCCAAUUCAGAUUUUGAUGCAAAAAAUGGAAGGAAUUGGGGGCAUUCUGAAUAACAUGUCGACGUCGGAGAAAGUGAUUCUGCAUGGGGAAAUGGAGCAAUUCGAUGUGGAGACGAAGAAACCAGUGCAAAAGUGUAUGCUGAUACUGUUGUCGCAUAGACUGAUCAUUGGAAAUAUAAAUGCAGCAGGAAAAUUUGUUAUGGAAUCCACACUCUCCUUGAACUCUGUGGCUCCUGUGAACGUCAAAGAUCGAGAGUCCGGAGCAGCGAACGCUGGAAAAGUGCUGAAACUUCUCAUUUUCCCCGAAUCCCGAUGCUAUCUCUGUGAAAGCGCCAGAAUCCGAACACUGUGGUUUGAUGAGUUGGAACAGGCGAAACGAGAAAUUCUUCAUAAAGGAAGUCUAGUGAGACAGGCGACGAUUCGAGGCAAACGGCAAACUGUGAAGGAGAGAAAGGCUGCUGCCGCAGCGACUGUGAUUGAGGAGAAAGCGUCGUUUCAGGAAGAGGAUGAAGACGUUGGUGAUGAGGAGAGAAAUGACAAUGACAUCUCCUGGCUAGCCGAGUUGCCUGCGGAGCUUGAUGACUGUAUUGCUCAUAGAGAUUUGGAUCAGGCUGUCGAGUUGAUUCAUGAAUGGAAACAGUGUCCUACCAAGGAUGCGGUGAUAGAUAUUCAGUUGCAGAUGAGAGAGAAUACGGUGAGUGACUUACUCACCAAAAAAGAAAAUUUAAAAAACCUAAAUUUCCAGAUUGUCCAACUUCUCAGCGACGAUGUCAGCCGCCCUGGAGCCGUCCAUGGCGGCCCUCGUGCCAUGAAAAAAGCCAGAACCCUCCUUACCCAGCUGGGACGUGGAACCUACGCUACUGAUGUCUACCUCCGUCGAAGAAGUGCAAUGCAACGAAACGCAAUGCGAGAUGUUACAGUAUCCGAGGAGCCGAUUUCCUAUGUAAAGCAAUUAUGUACCUUAUAUGGAAAUGCCGUAUCUGACAUUGCCAACGAAUUCCGCUCGAUGCCUCAAUACUACUGUCAGGUGUUGCAAUGGUGUUCGUAUGAAUUGAGCACUCUCCUGAAUCUUAUCAGAAGACACGUCAUCGAAGUGGCUCCCGCUAUUGCAGUCAUUGCGUAUACCUGGAAAAAUGUGAUGCAUACAAUGGAGGAUUUGACGGUGAUCGGCGUUCAUUUGAAUUUCGAAGUCAAUCGAUUGCUCAGUGCUCCGUUGGAGAAGGCUUUACAAGGAAACUUUGAGAAUAUCUGUGACGCUGUGAAGAUGAGAAUAUCGGAGGAGAAAUGGAAGCCAUAUGUGCUGGAUUCGGAAUCAGCUCUGAACCGUCUCGUCGAGGAGCUCUCCGACGUUGGAAUCAAUGUGGAAUGGGCGAUUUCGGCGAACGACGAAACUAAAAGCUCACUGAAUGUAUCCCAAAACGUUGUUCACUUCGCAAGAGUAGCACAUACUCUAUCCAAGGAUCUAGCUCCAUUGAGACUUUCACCGAUUCAAGUGCUAUGUGAGGUGUAUGCUGAUGAGUUGUGGAAGAUGUAUCUUCAACAUCUGGCAGAUAAUAUUCGAGAUGGAGCAGUUUUCGCUUACUCUACAACUUUCAUUUUGACUAUGUUAAUUGCUCAUCCUACCCUCUUCCAGGUUCUCCCAGUAUGCGACAAAAUCCUGUACGGCGAGGAAGGCGAGCUGAUUCGUCUCAUCGACCAAUUCCCGAGUCUCGCACCCUAUGCAGAUCCAUCGGAUGAAGAAAAGCAGAAGGACGACGAAGAAGUUGCUCAUGUUUAA
Molecule: messenger RNA, 2139 nt
Organism: Caenorhabditis briggsae
Lineage: Eukaryota; Metazoa; Nematoda; Chromadorea; Rhabditida; Rhabditidae
Gene: Cbr-exoc-8
Product: Protein CBR-EXOC-8
Exons: 7
Coding region: 1-2139 (712 amino acids)
Biological process (GO): Golgi to plasma membrane transport; intracellular protein localization; exocytosis
Cellular component (GO): exocyst
Source: RefSeq, a predicted model, not a curated record